AUGUGUCAGCACUUAAAACGCGACGGCGACGAGCUGGUCGUUGUAGACGCCUACGUCGAGGUCCUACUGGCGACGGGAACGAGUGUCGCGGCGGUCGAGAGUCUCUUCGCGAGCCUGGUGUCGCUGUAUAUCAAAGAUCUUGGUCAUCAUAAUCAUAAGUUUCUGGGGAUGCGAGUGGAGCUCGGAAGUGACGGCGCAUAUCGCAUUGACCAGGAGGAGGUAAUCAAGCGUGCUCACGGGAUGAGCGACGUGAACCUGACGAAGACGCCAAUAGAUGAAUGCUACGAGAUUGUAGGCGACGAUGCCGCGCUGCUGGAGACGAAUGGUGCAGGCGGUAGUGCGACGAUUAACGCGUUUCAGUCACUCGUCGGGAGCCUGCUGUGGGUCGCCCGGUGCUCGAGGCCGAACAUUUCCUUUGCUGUGCACAAAGCGACGAGGCAGACGCACGCGCCGCGAGUGCUUGAAUGGAAGCUUUCCAAGCGUGUCGCGCAAUAA
Messenger RNA from Peronospora matthiolae, 495 nucleotides. The record is from the annotation of a GenBank genome assembly. NCBI's taxonomy places the organism in Eukaryota, Oomycota, Peronosporomycetes, Peronosporales, Peronosporaceae.